CGUGUUUCGAUUCAAUAGAUUUGUGCUGUUAAUUGUUUGGCCAGAAACGAAAGUUUUUUUUGCUCAUCUCACAAAUAAAAAAGGAGGAAAAUUAUUGUCACAAAAAGUGUAGGAGUGAGAAGGAGAGAGUUAAAGGAUUAAAAAUGACUGAAUCACAAUUGCCAGCGGCCGCUGCCGCCCAAAAGUUCGGUACACUCAUCCCGAAUCGUAUUUUCGUUGGCGGAAUAAGCGCCGAAACCACCGAGAGUGAACUUUGUAGAGUUUUCUCAGCUUAUGGCAACGUAAAGUCAACGAAAAUUAUUGUAGACCGAGCGGGUGUAUCAAAGGGCUACGGUUUUGUCACGUUCGACACACCAGCGGUAAUAGACUCGUUAAUGGGACGUUGCGUCAUCCUACGCGACCGCAAGCUUAAUAUCGCUCCAGCAAUUAAAAAGCAAACAUUCUGCGCUCCAAACGAGACUAUUUACUAUGCUGCUGCCGCACAUCCCGGACUCAUCAAUAAUAUUCCAAUUGAACAAUUUCCUCCAGCACUUUAUUCGCCAGGCGUUCCAUCUGCAGCUCUUUAUCCGCCAGCAAUGUCAUAUCCAUUCUACCAACCCGUCAUUCAACCUAUGAAUGUACCAGCAAUUUGGCCACCGAAUUAUCAAGCUUAUCACACCGGACACAAGUUCAUUUAAGCUGUGAGUGAGCUUUUAUUUUCUUCUGGAGAAUUUUUCCUUUUCUCAUUACUCAACAGUUUCGCCAACAACGACCAUUAAUUUAAUUCAUUCUCAU
This is a messenger RNA of Clunio marinus, 774 nucleotides long. The record is from the annotation of a GenBank genome assembly. NCBI's taxonomy places the organism in Eukaryota, Metazoa, Arthropoda, Insecta, Diptera, Chironomidae.